Molecule: messenger RNA, 684 nt
Organism: Procambarus clarkii (red swamp crayfish)
Lineage: Eukaryota; Metazoa; Arthropoda; Malacostraca; Decapoda; Cambaridae
Source: RefSeq, a predicted model, not a curated record
AUGUUAAUGAGUCCUGUGCAACGUGACGAGCUCUUCACAACAACAGCCUCAGCCAACACCAAUGCUACGACUUCAGCAACAAAUACCACUUCUGCUUCUAACAUCAACAUCUCUUCAACUGCAUUGGCAGAUAUCCUGUCUGCUGACGCCCACCCUGUGCAACCUGCUACAGAUUCUCCUACAUCCUUGCACACUGCUACUACUCCAGACGAACCAUCUACUUCUCCAAUGGUACCUGAGACUGCACCAACUUCACCAGCUUCACUAGAAAAUACACCAGCCGCACCUGAGACUACACCAGCUUCACAGGUACCUACACCUGAUGCUUCUGCAAACGAACACUUGUUUUCCGAUGAUGACUCUACUGCCUCGAUUGACGUUGAAGCACAAUCACCAUCUCCAGCAACAGUGGAGUCUCCAAGAGUCUCCGCACUAUAUGAUCAACGUGAAAAACUUACACUUGGAACUCCCGAAUACAGACGCCUCUCCAGCAAAAUACCCAACACAAGGUAUGCGGAAUGCCUGCUGAAUGAUCCAAACUUAAAGUACACACUAAGGAACGAAGUAAUCUUCGUUGAAUGCGACGAAACCACAUUGUCAAAGGACCUUUUCCCACCAGACUACGCCGAGUACAAACAUCAAAUGAUUACUCGAAGCAAGAAGAAAGAAGAAACACGAAAUUGA